This is a messenger RNA of Kogia breviceps (pygmy sperm whale), 1677 nucleotides long. The record is from RefSeq and is a predicted model, not a curated record. NCBI's taxonomy places the organism in Eukaryota, Metazoa, Chordata, Mammalia, Artiodactyla, Physeteridae.
CUCCCGCGGCGCGCGCGGAGGGUGCGCGAGGCGGGGCUGUGGCGGCUGGAGGUGGCAGCGGCGGCGGCAGCGGCGGCAGCGACACGUCCCAGUCGGACUGAGUCUCCCACCAUCCUGAGCAGGCCUGGAAUGGGUAAUGGUGUGAAGGAAGGCGUGGUGCGUUUGCGUGAGGAUGCUGAGCCCGUCCUGCCCGCUCAUGUGUCUUCAAAGGCCCCUGAGGGCGCCUGGUCCGAGCGGACUUCACAGGUUCCCGGGAUCACUGAGCUACCUGCUUCUCACCAUCCUGGUGCACUGCAGAGUGAGGACAUGUGGGGCAUGUCCAGAAGAGCACUUCCAGAAAGUUCUGUGGCUGAGUCAGCAGAGGGGAUGGAGACUCCAACCAGAUGAGCAGAGUGAUCACAGGCAAGUUCUUAGCUCCCUCCUGUCAGGGGCCCUGGCUGGCGCUCUUGCCAAAACGGCGGUAGCUCCCCUGGACCGAACCAAAAUAAUCUUCCAAGUGUCCUCAAAAAGAUUUUCUGCCAAGGAGGCCUUCCGGGUCCUCUACUUCACCUACCUCAACGAAGGCUUCCUCAGCCUGUGGCGCGGAAACUCGGCCACCAUGGUGCGCGUGGUGCCCUACGCCGCCAUCCAGUUCAGCGCGCACGAGGAGUACAAGCGCCUACUGGGCAGCUACUACGGCUUCUGCGGAGAAGCCCUGCCCCCUUGGCCCCGCCUCCUCGCUGGUGCACUGGCUGGAACUACGGCCGCUUCGCUGACCUACCCCCUGGACCUGGUCAGGGCACGGAUGGCCGUGACCCCAAAGGAAAUGUAUAGCAACAUCUUUCAUGUCUUCAUCCGCAUCUCCCGAGAAGAGGGGCUGAAGACCCUCUACCACGGAUUCAUUCCCACCGUGCUGGGGGUCAUUCCCUACGCCGGCCUGAGCUUCUUCACCUACGAGACACUCAAGAGCCUGCACAGAGAGUACAGCGGCCGCCCGCAGCCCUACCCCUUUGAGCGCAUGAUCUUCGGGGCCUGCGCGGGCCUCAUCGGGCAGUCGGCCUCCUACCCGCUGGACGUGGUGCGGCGGCGCAUGCAGACAGCCGGCGUCACGGGCCACCAGCGCACCUCCAUCGCGCGCACGAUGCGCACCAUCAUGCGGGAGGAGGGCGUGGUGCGCGGCCUCUACAAAGGCCUGAGCAUGAACUGGCUCAAGGGUCCCAUCGCUGUGGGCAUCAGCUUCACCACCUUUGACCUCAUGCAGAUCCUGCUGCGGCACCUGCAGAGCUAGGGGCCAGUGGGGUCGGCUGCUCUCGAGCUUCAGUUCGCGGUGGACCGCUGACCCCUUCUGUUUCUGAGCCCAGCGAGCAAGGGUGCGCUGGUUCCACCUAGGAGGUGCGCGGAUGUGCCUUGUGGGACAAGCUCGGGGGGCCCGGGCUCAGUGCGCACAGGUCUGAGGGGAAAGCCAGUGGCCCUCGAAGUGCAUUGUUGGGACCGGGGUGGCCGGAGCUCCCGUGCUCUCCUCUUCCCACCUCAGCAGGGCUGGGGCUGCCCCGGGAGGUAUUACCAUGAACGCCCUGAGUGACGAGGGGCCAGCAGUGCUUCCUGGUGCGCUCUGUGUCCUUGGACAGGCCCCUGGUUCUAGUGACCUGGUCUCCCCUGGGCUCAGAGCCAGACCCCGCCUGCCCCUUGUUGUUCUGA